AUGGUUCGUGGAAAACGGAAAAUUAAUAGUGAAAAUUUACCGACAAAAAAGCGAAAAUCUGAAAAUGCAGCGAAAUCGUCGGAAAAUAUCAGUGAAAACAGUUGUGGAAGGAUUAGCGAUUACUUUUCUGAUGAAAAUGAAAUACUCGAAAAUCUGACGAACGUGUUUCGUGUUCACCAUCCUGCGGAAAUUUUAAAAUUUUGGAAGCAUGUUCUAAGCCUAACUGAAAAAGAAUCCGAUCCUUGUGAUGCUUUCAAAGAACUCUCUUGUUUGCGUCUUGUUGGGGUCUUUGAAUAUAUGGCUGGCCAUACCAAGGAAAUUCUGCAUAAAGACUCUUUACUGACUUAUCGAAGAUAUGCUACCGACUUGCCCGAAAUGCAAACUAUAGGUAUAUAUAAUGGUGGACGAGAUUAUCCUGAGCAAACUAUGCCAUUAAUAAUUCAUGUGGCCAAUGAUGAACAUUUCCCCACUGUACAAAUUGUUGGCUGCAUCGAUCCGACGUAUAUGCUGAGUUAUUUAAUUGGUAGCAAGUUAAAUAACAAAACUGAAGCAUUGUUACCAAAAGACUGGAGAGGUAAUUAUAAGAGAUAUACCAAUGAAGUAAAAAAGAUAGCAUCGAAACGCCGAAAACAAUGUCUGGGAAAGCCGUUUCAUGGUAUUGGAAUAAUAGUUGAUGUGAAAAAUAACAUCGGUUAUCGUCCUCUUAUAGAUCAGCCUGGAAAAUUAAAAAAAUUGCUUAUUGAAACAGCGCAGACCACCAAUUCAUCUGAUAGGGCAAUGAAAAUGGAAGAGAUUCAGAAUCUUAUGGCUUAUUUUGCGAAUGACGAAAUGGAUUAUGGUAUGGGUUUGGAAUUUGGUCAUGACCUCUUCUUUUCCAAUUAUGAAAUUUACGAUGUUUUGGCUUCUCAUACCUUAACAACGGCUUACAAACUCCUGAAACGUUCUGCAUUCGCUGAUAUUCUGGAAGCACAUAUUAAGGAACGAAGGAAUAAUGUUGGACAUUAA
Messenger RNA from Dracunculus medinensis (Guinea worm), 1005 nucleotides. Lineage: Eukaryota; Metazoa; Nematoda; Chromadorea; Rhabditida; Dracunculidae. The record is from the annotation of a GenBank genome assembly.